Ambispora leptoticha is the source of this 1548-nucleotide messenger RNA. Lineage: Eukaryota; Fungi; Glomeromycota; Glomeromycetes; Archaeosporales; Ambisporaceae. The record is from the annotation of a GenBank genome assembly.
AUGAGCAACAUGAGUGCCGAAGAAUAUAAAGCUUUAGGAAAUAAAGCAUUCUCUGCACAUGACUAUAAAACUGCCAUAGAGCAGUUCACAAAAGCAAUUGAACUUGACUCAAACAACCACGUACUUUAUUCGAAUCGUUCUGCUGCAUAUGCGUCUUUAAAGGAAUACUCUAAGGCGUUGGAAGACGCGAAUAAGACGAUAGAACUUAAAAGCGAUUGGAUAAAGGGCUAUAGUCGUAAAGGAGCCGCUCUUCAUGGUCUCAAUAGGCUUGAAGAGGCUCUUGAGACAUAUCAAACUGGCCUCAGAAUCGAACCAAAUAAUGAACAGCUGAAAAAGUCAUUAGCAGAAGUAGAAUCUGCACUUAAUUCUUCAAAUCCUUUUACGAAUUUGAUCCCGCGAAUCGCUACCCAUCCGGCUUUGAAAAAAUAUCUCGAGGAACCAGACUUUUUGACAAAAAUCCAGGAUAUUCAAAGAGAUUCCAAAACACUUCCAAUGCAUUUGCAAGAUCCUCGUAUAGUUGACGUGUUUAAACAUAUUUUGGGAAUUAAUUUGGGAUUUGCAGAUCGUGCUGAAGAGAUGGAUACCUCUGAAAGUUUACCUGAACAAAAUAACGAAACAAAAGAACCGCCAAAGCCUGAACCUGAGUCUGAGCCUGAACCAAUUGCCGAAUUAACUGAGGAACAAUUGAAAAAGGAAGAAGCAAACAAAGAAAAAGAUCUCGGUAAUGAGUCUUACAAAAAAAGAGACUUUGAAGAAGCGCUAAAACAUUAUGAUAAAGCUUGGGAACUGGAUCCCACAAAUGUAACAAUCCUAACAAAUAAAGCUGCUGUUUUGUUUGAACAAGAAAAAUACGAAGAGUGUAUUAAUAUUUGUGAAGAAGCGAUUGAAGUGGGUCGCGAACAUCGUGCAGAUUACAAAUUGAUUGCUCGUGCAUAUGGAAGGAUUGGAAACGCAUGCGUAAAACUCGAUAGAUUUGACGAUGCUAUAAAGUGCUACAAUAAAUCACUAACAGAGCAUCGCACUCCAGACAUUCUUAAAAAACUCCAAGAGAUUGAGAAAUUGAAACUAAAACGCGAAAAGGAAGCCUAUUACAAUCCUGAGCUUUCUGAUCAAGCGCGUGAACGCGGUAAUGAACUAUUCAAGAAAAACGAUUUUGCCGGCGCAGUAAAAGAAUACACUGAAGCGAUUAAACGAAAUGAAAAUGAUCCACGAGCUUACAGUAAUCGUGCUGCUUGUUAUACAAAGCUUAUGGCAUUCCAAGAGGCUUUGAAGGAUUGUGAAACAUGUAUUAAUUUGGAUCCCACUUUCGUGAAGGCCUAUAUUCGUAAAGCCGUGGUAGAAUUCUUGAAGAAAGAAUAUGGAAAAUGUUUAGAAACGUGUGAACUAGCACGUCAAUAUGACACUGAAAAUAAGCAUUAUAAUGAGAUUCUCCAGCAGAUCCGCAAAUGUCAUGAAUCAAUGGAUCAAUCGGAAUCCCAAGAGGAAAUAUUGGCAAAAGCAAGGAGUGACCCUGAAAUUCAGGAUGCAGCUGCAUCAACAAUGAAUUAA